Racocetra persica is the source of this 570-nucleotide messenger RNA. The record is from the annotation of a GenBank genome assembly. Lineage: Eukaryota; Fungi; Glomeromycota; Glomeromycetes; Diversisporales; Gigasporaceae.
GUUUGAUUGGAGAACUUUGUAGACUUGUAGUUAUGUUACCAUUAAAUGAAAUAUAUGAUGAUGAACUAGAAGAUAAUCCUAACUUUGGCAAAACUAGGGAAGAAAUAACAAGUUUAGAUAUAAAAAUUGCUUACAGAAACAAAAUCACCGCCAACCUUAAUAUUUUCUCCCACUUAACCGAACUAAAAGAAUUAGAUUUAGGAAUUAACCAAGCAAACCCCGAACUCAACAAUAAUUUUUCUGGCUCCUUAAAAGCCCUGGAAAAUUGUAAGGAUUUAGGCCUGACACUCGCUCAUCCUGAAUUAAUGUAUGCGAAAACCGCGGAAAAAGAAAAAGCCAUUGUAGAAUUAAGCAAAAAGAUAAAUGAGAGCAAAAAGAAGUUAGAAGAAGCGAAAGAAAGCGAAGAAGAUAAAACCCAAAAAAUCGCUCGCUUAGAAAAACAACUCCAAAAUCUAACUAAAAAACAAGAAAAAUUAGCAACUGAAAUUGCGAAAGAAAAAACGGACCACCAACAAACUAAACAAAAUCACCAAUCACAACUUAAAGACCUAACCACCAUACUAUUUCCUA